Molecule: messenger RNA, 3951 nt
Organism: Gossypium raimondii (Peruvian cotton)
Lineage: Eukaryota; Viridiplantae; Streptophyta; Magnoliopsida; Malvales; Malvaceae
Product: probable methyltransferase PMT23
Exons: 8
Coding region: 2140-3951 (603 amino acids)
Cellular component (GO): endosome; trans-Golgi network; cytoplasm
Molecular function (GO): methyltransferase activity
Source: RefSeq, a predicted model, not a curated record
UUCCACUUUCAUUUUCGUCUCCAUUGUUUGGAAAGAAAGGGGGAAUGAGGUUUUAUUUUUUUUCUUCUUCCUUAUUUGACCUGCUGGAAAAUCGAUUGGAAGAAGGCUUGGUGUCGCAUGCAUGGAGGGUAAAAUCUUGGUUUGAGCUAGUUAGAAUCAAUUUCUCAAGCCAUUCGGUAAUCCUCUUAAGUUCCUUCUUGAUUAUAGUUGUUCUUGUGUUGUUUUUGGAUAGGAAAAGAAAAUUCUUUGAAGGGUAAAAACGGUGGUGAAGCUUGACAAAAAAAAAGAAAAGAAAAAACCAAAAGCUUGGAUGAAGGAAGAUUUAGUUGUUUAAAUGCAUGGAAUGUAAAUACAUGGAAAUAUUAAAUGAUUAGCAUAAACCUUGCUGUUAAUUUUGUUGUAAAUGUUUCUCUAUUGUAAUAUGAAGUUAAUUUUGAUAGCUAAAGGAGUAGGAGGGGGUUGUAACAAGAAGAAGGAAAAGAACAAUAGAAGCUAGGAGCAGUUUGGAAAAAUUCUGGGGAACUCGUUAGACUUCAAUUUUUUUUCUCAUGUUUAUAAAUUGUGGAAAUUAAUAGGUUACUUCCGGAGUGGAAGCAUCUUGAGUUGUACCGUAGCUCAAUUAGUUGUUUGUUUAUCUAAGUUUCGUUGUUGUUCGAAUCAGGAACAUAUUACAUGUGUUUUUACCGAUUAAUACUAGGUAUAUUGCCUGAAUUUAUGCUGACCGAACAUGACGUAUUAAGUAUGUUUUAUUUCCAAAUUAAUUGUUGUAAAUGGAGGCGUUUAAAUGCUAUAAAUAGUUUAUUAAAGGCUAUAAAUUUGAAGUGUUUAAUUGUUGUAAAUGGAGGUGUUCAAAUCUUGUAAAUUGAAGUGUUUAGGUGUUGCAAUUUGAGGUGUUUAAAUGUUGGAAAUUGAAGUGUUUUCUUUAAAUUUUUAUGUCUUAUUAAUUGCUAAACUAAUAUGAAAAUUGGGUUGGAAAUAGUGUUUUGAGCUAUAUUAUUAUCUCAAUUGUUAAAUGUGUCCUAUAAUUAAUUUAUGGCUUACCCAAAAUGAUAGUAUUUGGCUAGAAAAUUUUCUAUUUAAAAUGUUGUUUGAAUGGUGUACAUGUUGUCCAUUUUUAGGUUGAAUAAUGAGGUUGAUUUAAUAUUUAGCAAUAUUGUUUAAAGGGUGUUACAUGCUGUCCAUUCUUUGUGUUAAUGGUUGAAGUUGAUCCAAUGUUUAGCUAUGUUGCUUAAAGGGUGUGACAUGUUGCUCAUUCUCGUGUUAAAAAAUAGAGAUUCAAAUCAUCCUUAACAAUGUUGAUUUAUGCUUUCGCGUUGAAAUAGGAGAUUUAUUUAAUGAGUAUUAACGUUGUUGUCUAUUUUGCGUUGAAAAAUGAUGUUGAUUAGCUAUGUUAUUCAAAUGGAAAUCACAAAGCUAUCAUGAAUUCCAUAAAAAGGUUGUCUAAAUGUGUUGGCAUUUAUGUUGUUGUAUUUAGUGAAGUUGUUCAAACGUGUUGAUUUCAUUGUCCAAUUGUCGUAUUGUUAUGCUGCCAUAUUGUGUUAAUUAGGCUAUCCAGGUGGAGCUAAUAAAAUGGUCUGAAUGUGAUGUUAGUAAGUUGAUUUUAUGUCUUGUAAUGUUGAAGAUUUGUUGAUAUCCAAAGCAUAACCUGAAGUUGUACAAAACUGAACAUUUGAAAUAGGUUUCAACCGAAUUGAAUGCUAGAAAUUCAGCAUAUGUAUUCUCUUGUGUUAAAUGAAGGAAAAUAUUAACUUGUUGCUUGGAAGUGCGUAGCUAGGAAACUACCAAAUUAAUACGUUAAAUUGUUGAUUGAAUUUUAUGCUUGGCUGCCGUCUGAAUUGCUAUCUUAACGAUUAUUACGAGUUGAGGUGCUUGGUUGAAUAAGAAUAGUUUGGGCUUCUUUUUGCUCUAUAUAAGCCUUAAAAGGGGAAAUGCAUCCAUAAUCAUAAAGCCCACUACUCUUACUCAUCGUUCGUUCUGUUUGAAUUCCGUUAAAACAAAACAAAAAAAGGCAGCGACUGCAGCACUCUGAACGAAUCAAAGCACCAAAUAAAUCUACGUUUUCAAUUCUGAAUUAUAACAAACAUUCUUUCAUUCUUUUUGUAAUUUCUCUCCCAUCCAAACAAAAGCAAAGACGAGGAAAUGCCGAUAUCCGUGCUGUUGAGUGAACGAAAAUAUUCAUUCCUUUGCCUUGCAUCAAUCCUCCUCAUCUCCUUUGCAUUCCUCCUUUUAACCUACACCUCUUACCCUUUCUUUUUCGCUUUCCCUCUCCCCUCCGACAUCCACGUUUCCGUAUCUUCACCUCCCCCUCCUUCACGAUCCUCAUCCCUUCAAUUCCCGACGGAACCGGAGCUCGAAACCCAGCCAGCUGACCACCUCGACUUAAACGUCAGUUUGAAUAUAAGGUGGAGGGCCUGUAGAUUAGGAUCCGUGACAGUGGAUUAUAUUCCCUGUUUGGAUAAUUCCAAAGCGAUUAAGCAAUUGAAAUCCAAGAAACACUUGGAACACAGGGAAAGGCAUUGUCCGAAGCCGCCUCCAAGGUGUUUGGUGCCUUUGCCUAAAAGUUAUAAGGUUCCGGUUCAAUGGCCUCAGAGCAGGGACAUGAUUUGGUAUAGCAACGUUCCUCAUCCUAAGCUUGUAGAAUACAAGAAGGAACAGAAUUGGGUGCGUAAAUCCGAUGAUUAUUUUGUUUUCCCUGGAGGUGGUACUCAAUUUAAGAAUGGGGUUACUGCCUAUAUCGAUUUCAUUACAGAGACAGUACCGGCCAUUAAAUGGGGAGAGCACAUUAGGGUUGUUUUAGAUGUUGGGUGUGGUGUUGCCAGCUUUGGUGGUUAUUUGCUGGACAGAGAUGUGGUUACCAUGUCAUUUGCCCCCAAGGAUGAACAUGAAGCUCAGAUACAGUUUGCUUUAGAGAGGGGAAUUCCAGCUACACUUUCUGUCAUCGGUUCAAAAAAGUUGACAUUUCCAGACGAUGCAUAUGACUUGAUACACUGUGCACGAUGCAGAGUUCAUUGGGAAGAGGAUGGUGGGAAACCAUUAUUGGAGCUGAACAGGAUUCUGAGGCCUGGGGGAUUCUUUGUAUGGUCUGCUACACCAGUUUAUCGAAACGAUGAGAGAGAUCGUUAUGUUUGGAAGUCUAUGGUGGCUUUGACACAAUCAAUCUGCUGGAAGGUUGUGGCUAAACGUGACAAUUUUGAUUCAACUGAAAUUGGGCUUGUAAUAUAUCAAAAGCCUUCCUCAUAUUCCUGUUAUGCACACGACAGAACAAAACGUCCACCAUUAUGUGAUCGGAAAACUAAGAAGGAAGUCUCAUGGUACAAGCCUCUUAGGCAUUGUACUUCCAGACUUCCAGUUGAUAGCAACGGUAAUUUGCUUGGCUGGCCCUCACCAUGGCCCCACAGGCUUAGGAAUAAGCCUCAAAGCCUUCCAGCUGAACCGGAUGCUGAAGCUAUAUUCAAUGAGGACACCAAACAUUGGGCUGCACUUGUAUCUGAUGUCUACUUUGAUGCUCUAGCUAUAAACUGGGCUAGUAUAAGAAAUGUGAUGGAUAUGAAUGCUGGUUAUGGAGGGUUUGCGGCGGCACUUAAUGAGCUUCCUCUCUGGGUGAUGAACGUUGUACCAAUUGAUGCACAAGAUACCUUGUCCAUUAUUUUCGAAAGGGGCUUGAUCGGAAUCUAUCAUGACUGGUGCGAAUCAUUGAGUACAUACCCUCGAACAUAUGAUCUGCUGCAUUCCAGUUUUCUCUUCAAAAACCGUAAAGAGAGAUGUAACAUUAUAGAUGUAGCUGUGGAAAUGGAUCGCAUACUGAGACCUGGUGGAUAUCUGUUACUUCAAGACACCAUGGAAACCAUUCAGAAGCUGAAUCCAGUACUGCGAUCACUACAGUGGUCGACAAGCCUUUAUGAAGGCCAAUUUCUUGUUGGGAAGAAGGGGUUUUGGCGUCCCAAAAACUAA